Messenger RNA from Lactuca virosa, 237 nucleotides. The record is from the annotation of a GenBank genome assembly. Lineage: Eukaryota; Viridiplantae; Streptophyta; Magnoliopsida; Asterales; Asteraceae.
AUGGUGAAUCGCCAACGGUUGAUCGAACUCAGAAUUAAAGACGCCCUAAGCUCAUACCCUCGCAUCGCAUCUGUUGUUUGCUUUCUUCUCUUGCAUCGCACACUCUCGUUGUCUACCUCGCCACCGACUAAGCUUAUCCCCAUCGCCAUCUGCAGCCGUCGCCACCCUCCCAGCGUCAUCUCCGAUCGUCGCCACCCUCACCACCGCCAACUCCAGCCGUAUCCACAACAGAACUGA